Ilex paraguariensis (yerba mate) is the source of this 2348-nucleotide messenger RNA. The record is from the annotation of a GenBank genome assembly. Lineage: Eukaryota; Viridiplantae; Streptophyta; Magnoliopsida; Aquifoliales; Aquifoliaceae.
UAUUUUGUCUUCAUAACUCACGGAAAGCAAAAAUUAGGGUUUUGCGAGUGGUGCAGAAGGUUGGAACUUUUAAGAGCUUUGACAUUCCCCUGCCUCCACUACCAAUCUUUAGAGCUUCCUCUGAGUUCUUAAUCAUGGCUGAACAGACGGAGAAGGCAUUUCUGAAGCAACCCAAAGUGUUUUUAUGCUCUAAGAAGUCUGGGAAGGGGAAGAGGCCUGGAAAGGGUGGGAACCGCUAUUGGAAGAGCAUUGGACUUGGGUUCAAGACUCCUAGAGAAGCCAUUGAAGGAACUUUUAUUGAUAAGAAAUGCCCCUUCACUGGCAAUGUGUCCAUCAGGGGUCGUAUCCUAGCUGGAACAUGCCACAGUGCCAAAAUGACGAGGACCAUUAUUGUCCGAAGGAACUAUCUUCACUUCGUGAAAAAAUAUCAAAGAUAUGAGAAGAGGCACUCAAACAUUCCUGCACACGUAUCCCCUUGCUUCCGUGUCAAGGAAGGAGAUCAUGUCAUUAUUGGCCAGUGCAGGCCUCUCUCAAAGACGGUGAGGUUCAAUGUGUUGAAGGUGAUACCUGCUGGAUCUUCCGGUGGUGGCAAAAAGGCUUUUACAGGAAUGUGAGGCAUGUCUUCCACUUUUCAUGAUGAGGCUGAGUGUUAUAUGCAUUAUGGACUUAUUAAUUUUGUGAGAAAAACUUAAUUUGAACAUCAUCAAUAUUAGCUGUUUGUUUAAACAUUGGUUUUUCCCUGAAUAUGAAAUUGAAUGUUGGAGUUUCUGAUGGUAUUUGGUAGGCCAUGGGUUUACAAAGGUGUUUGGAAUCUAUGCUAUCGUUGAUAUGUUGAAAUCUGUUGUUGCAUCUGCUUGUUUCCCUGGAAUUAAUAAUGUCUGUUUUUUUUUUCCCUUGACGGGCUAAUAAAUCAGCUUUAGGUAUGUAUUCCAUUGAAAUUUGUAAUUCAUUCAACAAUCAUCAAGGCACUUGUAAUACAUUCUUUCCAGGGCAUACCAUUGUACUCUAUUGAGGCACUUAGGCAUACCUUAACCCAACCAACAUCACCGAAUAUCUGCCUUCUACCUUUGUUAUAUUCUCAACCCAUUCAUAUAAACAGAAGCAAGAUAGAAGAGUUCAAUUAUAAUACUUGGAGUGAAAUACAAAAGAAUUUGGACCAUCACUUCAAUCAUCCCUGUGAAAAGCAAAAGCCACCAAGCUCCUUUCGUUUGGGAAGUUACCUACUAGCAUGAUUUGACCCCUGACUCGCAUCUAGCAAAAGUUCCAUUUUUUCUUAUAUGAACUUUUUUGGUGUUGGUCUUUUGGAAUUAAAUAUCUAUAAGUAUGAUAUUUUAUUAAACUUUGUUUCUUCUGUAUUGUAGUUUUUGGCUUAUUUUUCAAACUACCAUUUUUUCUAUGAAAGAACCAUGAACCAACAGGAGAUUGAGAUAUAAGUCAGAUUACUAUGCUGAUAUAAAUUAAGAAUAAACAGAAGGGUAACUGCUGGGAUUUUUUUUUCCCGGUGUGGGGGGUUUGGGGAAUUCCCAAAAUUCAAAGAGGAAUGCAACAUGCUAAAAGCAAACCAGACAAGCAUCAUAGCAGCGUUUAUUAUACUCAUCAUUGCAUACAUAUCAUAUUCCUACCGAAUGAAAUAACACAGUACAGGCUUAGCCUGCCUUACAGUAGUAAUAUUUAUAGCAAACUAAUAGUUAUGCAUUAGCUUCAAGUUGCUCCAUUUUCAGUGGUGGUGGUGAUGAUGGUCAGGAGGAGGUGGUUUGUAUGGCUCAGGAGGGGCGGGUGCAUGAGGAGGUGGUGGUGGUUCAUGAUGUGGAGGAGGUGGUGGUGGUUCAUGAUGUGGAGGAGGUGUUGGUUCAUGAUGAUGAGUUGCUUCAGGUGGUGGAUGUGGCGGCUCAUGCGGAGGUGGGUGGUGCGGAUCAGGUGGUGGUGGUGGUCGAUUUUGCAUCUUCUAGCUUCUUUGCUUCUUCCUGUUACGGUUGUGUCUGCUGCUGCUGCUGCUGCUGGUGUGGAGAAACCUCAGUUGAGAGCUUCUGAACUUAUAACGUGGCCAUGAUGAUCAAACCUACCAGUCAGACCAAAUGCUUUUGGUGGGUCUCUCUACCUAAAAAUUACAAGGUUAUCUAAACCAUACGUUCAGUUAGGAUAAGCUCGUAAAUUGAUAGCUUCUUUUUGUGGAUGGAUGGAUCGGACUCGACCUUGACCUUGACGUUGAUGCGGCGAUAAUGAACACGGAAACUGUAGAAAAAAUAAAAAUGUAUUUUGUAAUAAAUUGUAAAUAUAAGAUGUAGAACACAAAAUUUAUCAAUUUGUGAGGUUUAAACGGCAUAAUUUGACAAAAAAACAACUUAAAU